Molecule: messenger RNA, 674 nt
Organism: Dichomitus squalens LYAD-421 SS1
Lineage: Eukaryota; Fungi; Basidiomycota; Agaricomycetes; Polyporales; Polyporaceae
Exons: 1
Coding region: 87-479 (130 amino acids)
Source: RefSeq, a predicted model, not a curated record
GUGUGGACUCAACCACCGCAGAGAUAACAGCGCUGUUGGCCCUUCGCUUCGGCAUCGCGGCAUCGCUGAAAAUACCCCGAGACGGGAUGAGGUUACGUGCAAAGGCACUGACCAAAUCACUCGAUUGGCCUAUCCGAAUCUAUCCUGAAUGCUCUGAAGAAUACAUCAAGGGCCAGUCGCGUAGGUUCAGGGAUCAAUAUCCUGAUACUUGGCGAUAUAUGCAGGAUGCAAGUUCACGCCGGGACUCAUCGUGGAACCUACACCACACCGGUGUUACUCACGAUGCCGAAAUCGCGGUGGGAUGCCGGCGCGCGAAUGGAAGCGUUGAAUUCAAGCUCGUAAGUCAGCUUGCAUUCCGCAUUGAGGAUGACGAGAAAAGCCAGGAACGGAGCGUUCUGAUGUCAGCGUAUUUUUGCCUGGCGGGGGCUUGGGUAGACGUUGGUUGCUGGCAACCCACUCAGGACCGCAUGGGCAAGUGAUGCCGCGUCGGACACGCGACGAAUCCGGCGCAGAAUGGAGGCGUGAUACGAAAACUGCUGGUGGCUGAACUUGACACCAACGUAAUGUUGAAGGUUGUGCGGCGGCAGAAGGGAGCGUUGUGGCAGACGUCCAGUUCUAUGAAGAACAAAGGGUGGGAUGCGGGACGUCGUGGAGUGGGUGAAAAGAAGGAUAAA